Coregonus clupeaformis (lake whitefish) is the source of this 1258-nucleotide messenger RNA. RefSeq names its product izumo sperm-egg fusion protein 1. The transcript is spliced from 9 exons. Gene Ontology annotation, biological process: heterotypic cell-cell adhesion; sperm-egg recognition; fusion of sperm to egg plasma membrane involved in single fertilization. The coding region runs from base 165 to 1211 and encodes 348 amino acids. Gene Ontology annotation, cellular component: acrosomal membrane; plasma membrane. Gene Ontology annotation, molecular function: protein binding involved in heterotypic cell-cell adhesion; signaling receptor binding. NCBI's taxonomy places the organism in Eukaryota, Metazoa, Chordata, Actinopteri, Salmoniformes, Salmonidae. The record is from RefSeq and is a predicted model, not a curated record.
GUGUAUCUUCCCAUAUUAGAAGGUUGUAUAUUGUUCCUGCCAACAUUGCCCAGUAGACGUUAAAACAGCUGCCAUGGAGUUACGCAUUGUCAGCAGCAUCAUAAUGCUUUGGGGUUGAAACCACGUAGGUAAAUCUCUCUCCAUCUCUGUCAGUAAAGCUAGCUAUGGAAAAGGCAGUUAGGGCCCUGUCUUUCCCCCUGUCUGUCCGGCUCCUGUCUGUCCCCAGCCUUCUGUGUCUCCUGUUCCUGCUGUCCUGUGUCCCUGCGGGGAGACCCUGUCUGCAGUGUGACCGCAGGGUCAGGCUCCUCCACGAAGACUACCUAUUGGCUGCUUCCUCUGCCACCGUAGAGGACCAGAUAGAACUGAAGAAGAUUCUAGACUACGCCUAUGUCACCUACAGAACCACCAGCAACCAGUAUAGUGGAGUUAUUGACCCGACCACCCUCUACAGGGCCAGUACAGAAUACCAGAGUGAGUUUGACCGUUUCCAGGGCAGCCAACUCACAGGGCCUCUGACGUUUGAGGCCAUUCAGAUUCUGGAGAAAGGCAGGAAAAUUCUAGAGAAACACCUGCAGACUUUUGUCCAAAAAGGUCUCUGCCCUAACAAAUGUGGGUUGCUGUAUCAGAGAGUAAUGAACUGCUUUUCCUGUCAGUACAAGCUGCACACCUGCCCCUCUACCACUCAGGACUGCGGUGAGUAUCCAGUGGAGGCAGCAGAGGGAGGACAGGCAGUGUUGGACUGUUUCCUCCCCUGGCAUAGUCUAGUAGUGGGCCGGCGAGAUUAUCACUACACUUGGACUCCAGGGACGCAUGGGACUGCAAAUCUGACAGAGGGUGAUUUCAGAGUGCUGGUGGUUACGGAGGAUUCCUCUGUGGUGCUGAACCAGCUGCAUGUUGAUGAGGAGGGCAUGUACCGCUGCCUCCUAACGGAUGGCAAAGGAACUGUCCUUUCACGCACACACUUCCUGCUCACUGUCACCCCUUCACCUGUCCCAACUCCCAGAUCUCUCCUCACCCUGCCCUCCCUCCCUCCUGGUGAUGAUGCCUCCCCCAUUCCUCACCCUCCCACUGACCUCCUGCUGGUCAUCAUCGCCAUGGUUACUGCCCUGAGUCUGACGGCCAGCCUAGGCCUUGCUGUUGCUUUUGGAUUGAUGACUCUGAGACAACAGAGAGAAGAGGAGGAGAGGGAAGGGAAGGGAAGGGGGAGAUGAAGACAGACGAACAAGAAUGUGACUGACGUGGAAUAUGAGAAGGGAUG